CUUGUUGCUCUCCUUCAUACCAUCACCAUUUCCCUUUACUUUACUAUAAAAUAUAAAUAAAUAAGUAAUAAUAAAAAUAUACAAAUAUUGAUUGAUUGCUCUCUCUUCUCUCUCAGAAGAAAGAAAAGGAAAACUGCUCCUUCCUCUCACUCUCCCCUUUCUCCCAAAACCUUUACCACAUCCAUUCCCUUCAUUCAUUUCCAUCUCUUCCUCUUCUUUGAAGAACCAUCGCCAUCAAAUCAAGCCGCAUGUCUUCAAUGAUGAGCGCACAAGGUGUGGUGUUUGCAACCGCCAUGGCUGUCUCCGGCACGGUGAUCCUCCUCGCUCUCCGCCUUCAGAAAUCUUUCCCGCCAACCCAAUUCUCCUUCCACGAAAUCCCUACUUCCCAAACUCCAAAAACUCUCCGAUCUUGCAUUUCCUCUGCUGGGAAGAAGAGUGUGAAGAAGAAGAAGAAAAGGGUGCACUUUGCAGAGGACGUGAUGGAUUCUUGUGGAGACGGAGAAGAGUUCAGGAGGAGGAUUAGGUCAAACUAUGAAUCUGAAUCAGAAUCAGAAUCAAAGGUUGAAACUUGCGGAAAUGGGGAAAGAAGAAGAAGAGGAAUGCCAGAAAACAGGGUAGCUUUGUAUAACGGAAUUCUAAGGGAUCGUGUGGCCCAACGUUUGGCCUACUCGUGUUGAUUUGCUUCUCUCUUCUCUCUCUCUCUCUCAAUAUGAAUAUUCUUCUUAUUAUGCUUCUCUUUUUUUUUAUUUUCCUUUUUUUAAAUUUCUAAGAAGAAUUUUUUAGUUUAGGAAGUAAUAGAAGGCAGAGGGGAUGGGCCACCACAAGAAGUAUAGCUCUCUUAUCAGUGUUAGUGAUUGCUGAUUGGAUGGGUUUUCCUUGUGAGUUGUGAAGAAUAGGGAGAUUUUGUUGAUAUUUGUGUUUUGUAGGGUAAUCUUCUAGGCCUCUCUUUCUCUCUCUCUUUUCAUAACUCUAAAUCCAUCUAUUAUCUUGUUUCUUUCUUCUUUUUACUUUUAGUCUCUUACCUUUUCUUCUUUUCUACUUAGGAAAAUGUAUUGUGUUCUGUGACAUUUGUGAAUACAAAUAAUAGAAUUCUUGUGAUGGAAUACAG
This is a messenger RNA of Arachis ipaensis, 1108 nucleotides long. RefSeq lists its product as uncharacterized. NCBI's taxonomy places the organism in Eukaryota, Viridiplantae, Streptophyta, Magnoliopsida, Fabales, Fabaceae. The record is from RefSeq and is a predicted model, not a curated record.